Molecule: messenger RNA, 786 nt
Organism: Auanema sp. JU1783
Lineage: Eukaryota; Metazoa; Nematoda; Chromadorea; Rhabditida; Rhabditidae
Source: the annotation of a GenBank genome assembly
AUGGACCACUACUUCAAGCUGUUUGAUGAUUACUUACAACAUGACACAUUCAUAGAAGGGUUCAGUAACAUAUCUUUCAUCUUCGUUAUAUCUUCUGUUCUCCUUUUCGGUAUUGUGGCAGUCUGUAAGUUGUAUGAAGAAAGUCCACUCCUAUUACAUCCAGAUGAUGUCGAGCUAAUGAGAAGUUAUAGAAGAGGUUUCAUAGAGGAAGAAGAAUUCGCUCGGAGGGUUGAAGAGGCUCAAUCGAGGGAAGAUCAAACAUGCGCGAUUUGCUAUGGGAAUUUUCGUUUCACCGUUUUGACAAAUUGUGGACAUAUGUACUGCUGUGAAUGUAUCCAUGGGUAUUGGUCAUUCCGUGGAAACAUAAUUUCUCUGAUAAAAUGUCCAAUCUGUCGAACAGACAUAACUCUGCUGUUACCUGUCGAUUGGCCUACGACCCCUGAUGAUCAGAAUCAUCUUCGCGACAACCUAUCAAAGCUAGACAACUAUAAUAAACGAUUUUCCGGAAACCGUCCAUGGUUAGACUACAUUACCGAUCUUCCUGUGCUGGUUCCAUACAUUCUGCGAAAUAUAUUUGGAUUCAAUGCAUUAACGAUUAUGUUCCGGAUACGAGUUCUUGUAACUGUUAUGUUGAUUUGUGGUUACGUGCUGUCUCCAUUUGAUAUUAUUCCCGAAGCCGUUUAUGGAGCAUUAGGAUUGAUGGAUGACAUCUUCGUGGUUGUGGUGCUUCUAGUUCAUAUUUCUAUUACUAUUCGCCAUUUUUUGGCUCAUCGAGGAGACGACUAA